AUGGGAUUAACAAGCGCAGUUGGAGGGCGCCUUCUGCUGCCCUUGAUCUCAUGCUUGCUAGCUUCUGGAGUAGUUUAUGUUAUUGGGGCGAUCAUCUAUCGACUAUACUUCCAUCCAUUAUCCAAGUUCCCAGGACCCUUUUGGGCGAAGAUUAGCAACCUUUACGGUGGUUAUCAUGCCUGGAAAGGGGAUCUCCAUGUUGACAUGUGGAGAUGCCAUGAGCAAUAUGGAGACUACGUUCGAUAUGCCCCUAAUCGAUUGAUGAUAAACACGAACACUGGAUUGAAGGAUAUUUAUUCAUACAGCAAGAGCUUUCAAAAGUCGGAAGUCUACCAUGCCAUGGUGCAUCGAGCGCCCAACACUUUGACGUGUGUUGAUAAGAAGAAACAUGGCCGGAAGCGGAGAAUCAUUAGUCAAGGCUUCUCAGAUUCUGCCCUCCGCGGGUUCGAAAACACAAUAUUGACACACAUCCGAAAGUUAUGCAACCAGGUCGAGGCCGAUGUUGCUCCACAGAAAAUGGACUCCAAGUCCGCUCCAUGGUCAGAAGGCCAGAACAUGGGAAAGUGGUCAAAUUACCUGACCUUCGAUAUCAUGUCCGACGUGAUCUUCGGCGAGUCAUAUGCGCUGUUGGAGAAGCCGGAUAAUCGGUUCGUGAUCAAAGCUAUUGAAGACUCCAACAUUCGCACCAGCGUCUUGGUUCAGGCGGCCGAGAUUGGGUUCCGUCGUCUAGAUCGAUACCUCUUUCCAGAGGCCAUUAUCGCCAGGAAUAAAUUCAUCUCGUUCGUCAGUGGGCUCCUCAAGGAGCGCAUGGCCGCGAAACCGAUCAAACGUCCUGAUGUUUUCUCGUUCCUGCUGGAUGCGAAGGAUCCGGAAACCCAGCAGGGUCUGGGUAUGGCUGAGAUAGGAGCCGAGAGCACGACGAUGAUUGUUGCUGGCUCUGACACGACCUCCACGGCGAUCGCAUCCUCGUUUUUCUACCUCAUGCACAACCCCGAAUGCUACCAGAAGGCUGCUGCGGAAGUGCGUUCUGUCUUUGCCUCACAUGAAGAUGUGCAUUUGGGGCCGGCACUCAACUCAUGCGUAUACCUCCGCGCAUGUAUCGACGAGAGCAUGCGCAUGUCGCCGCCUGCUGCCGUAGCCCCGUGGCGCGAAGUUCUUGAAGGGGGCGUUACCAUCGACGGGCACUUCAUUCCCCGCGGGUGCGAUGUGGGCACCUCUAUUUAUGCCAUUCACCACAACGCCGCAUACUACCCCGAGCCCUUCACUUUCAGUCCCGAGCGCUGGUGCGUCGAACCACCUGCUGGAAGUCUGAAGGCGCCAUCAGUCGUCCUCGCGCAGAGUGCCUUCAAUCCCUUCUCCAUUGGCCCUCGUGGUUGCGUGGGUAAGGGCCUCGCGAACACUGAGCUGAUGCUGACCAUGGCAACUAUGCUGUCGCGUUUCGACAUCAAGCUCGCCGAUGGCCCUGAAGGCAUCAUCGGCUGUGGGAACAGCGACGCCGAGUAUGGCCGGCACCGUGUUAAUGAAUACCAACUUGAUGAUCACAUCACAGCGGCAAAGAAUGGACCGAUAGUGCAAUUCCGCUCAAGGGCGUAA
Messenger RNA from Venustampulla echinocandica, 1593 nucleotides. Its product is annotated as Cytochrome P450. The coding region runs from base 1 to 1593 and encodes 530 amino acids. NCBI's taxonomy places the organism in Eukaryota, Fungi, Ascomycota, Leotiomycetes, Helotiales, Pleuroascaceae. Gene Ontology annotation, molecular function: oxidoreductase activity, acting on paired donors, with incorporation or reduction of molecular oxygen; heme binding; monooxygenase activity. The record is from RefSeq and is a predicted model, not a curated record. The transcript has 5 exons.